This is a messenger RNA of Nymphaea colorata (pocket water lily), 399 nucleotides long. RefSeq lists its product as uncharacterized. NCBI's taxonomy places the organism in Eukaryota, Viridiplantae, Streptophyta, Magnoliopsida, Nymphaeales, Nymphaeaceae. The transcript has a single exon. The coding region runs from base 1 to 399 and encodes 132 amino acids. The record is from RefSeq and is a predicted model, not a curated record.
AUGAUUAAACUCAUUUACAAACUAGAGGCCACCAAGGACAAGUUAAAGAUGUGGUGCAAAGGUGGAGCCAAUGAUCUAUCCCCCCAUAUUGUGGAUAUCAAAUCUAAACUUAAAUACCUACAGUCCCAGAUUGAAAGUGGCCACCUUCAGGCGAUAGAGGAAGAGUGCAACCUCAAGCGACAACUUUCGGUGCUCCUGCACCUAGAAGAACGCCUUUGGCGCCAAAAAUCUAGAAUCAAAUGGAUCAAGGAUGGAGACCUCAACACCAAAUUCUUUCAAGGAAUCGCCAAUGGGAGGCAAAGGAGGAACAAGAUCGACAUUAUCUCCCAUGGGGGUCAGCUCGUAACAGACAUGCCUGACAUAUUCUCAGCUUGCACGAACUUCUUUGUCGAUUUUUAG